This is a messenger RNA of Gongylonema pulchrum, 156 nucleotides long. Lineage: Eukaryota; Metazoa; Nematoda; Chromadorea; Rhabditida; Gongylonematidae. The record is from the annotation of a GenBank genome assembly.
GUUGACGCGGAAUCGUUUCCGUGUAAUUGCACUGCUUCAACGUGCGCAAAUCCGUUUGGCCGUCGUGAAUUCGAUGCACGUCAUGUUCGUUCACAUCUUCACUCAACUCUGAUGCGUUUGAGAGAUGCUCAGAUUCGUAAUGUAAACCUUACUUAA